AGUGCAUGAGAAUUUAUCUUGAUUGGUGUAAUUUUGCAUUGACUGGGUUUGAUAAAUAGUACCCUCGAGUUGUGUGUACAUGUAUUCAUCGGCCUGCUGAAGGUACACAUCUACAUUGCAUCUAAUUUCAGGUUGGAAAUGGCCGGUCCUAUGACGGAACUGAAUCCUGACUUUCCAAGAGGAAGGGAAACUGGUGAUUAUUUCGUGGUGAUACUGUCUAAAACAGCAAUGCAGAAAGAAAGAAGCCUGAAGGGCAUCAGUUUAUCUGAUUGCAAGAUAGAUAUUGGAAUCACGACAACGGAAUAUAUAAGUAUCAGACUAACUGUGAACAACGAGUUGUAUGGAUAUGACAUUUCGAUCCCACCGGGGGAGGACAUCUACCCAGAGAAAACGGAAGUAAAGGCUAAAAAGGACACACUCGAAAUAAAGGUUUAUAAGAAGACUAAUUUCGAGAUGGUCAAAUAGAGGAGGAAGAUAUAGAGGAUGAUGUAGAGGACGAUGAUCUGAUGAUGAAAAAGAGGACAAAUUAUCAUCCGUACUCAGCAUUAUCUUUCAUUCUGAAGUAGUAGUGGAGUACACAGUGUUAAUCUCAGCAGCAUCUUACAUUCUCAAACACACAGUGUUUAUCUGUCAGUAGAAUUCAAUGCCUCUUUAAUGUAGCCAUUUUCUUUCAUGUCUUAAAUUUCUUGAAAUAAACAGUUAGAUACAAUA
Molecule: messenger RNA, 711 nt
Organism: Ostrea edulis (European flat oyster)
Lineage: Eukaryota; Metazoa; Mollusca; Bivalvia; Ostreida; Ostreidae
Exons: 5
Coding region: 139-465 (108 amino acids)
Source: RefSeq, a predicted model, not a curated record